Molecule: messenger RNA, 4320 nt
Organism: Leptidea sinapis
Lineage: Eukaryota; Metazoa; Arthropoda; Insecta; Lepidoptera; Pieridae
Exons: 4
Coding region: 1-4320 (1439 amino acids)
Molecular function (GO): nucleic acid binding; zinc ion binding
Source: RefSeq, a predicted model, not a curated record
AUGGAUAAAAAGAUCAAACUAAAUAUCACACAGAUGAUUCAGAACUCAACUAAAAUUGAAAAAUUACUCACAAAUUCAAAAAAAUGCGCUACUGAUAAACGAACAAGAGGUUUUUUGGAUUCACGGAUGGAGAUUUUACAAGAUUAUUGGUCUAGUUAUUCCAAGUCUUUUGAGACUCUUUCUGUAUCGAUAGAUGCUGAAACGUUACAAACAGACUACAAUCUUGUCUUAGAGGAAAACUUUGAACGCACUGAAGAAUAUUACCUGGAGCUAAUGACAUGGCUUAAAGAUAAAUUGUAUGAGCUAAAAGAGGAGAAAUAUGAAGGUUUAAACUCUGAGACUUCGUUGGAAGUUUCAAAGAUGAGACCAAAACUUCCACCAAUCUCCAUACCACAAUUUUCUGGCGAUUACAGUCAGUGGAUGAGUUUUAGAGAUUUGUUUCGCUCUCUAAUACAUAAUGAUGAUCGUUUGACUAAAAUUGAGAAACAUCAUUAUCUGAAGUCAAGUUUAUCUGGAGAAGCUGAACAACUACUAAAAAAUUACUCACUAACGGAAGCUAACUAUGAUGACGCCUGGAAAAAAUUAAAUGAGAGAUAUGAAAAUAAGAGAAUGAUAGUCAACAAUAUCCUCAGUCGUUUCUUAAGUCAAAAGGCAUUGACAACUGAAUCUGCAAAGGGUAUAAAAGAUCUUCUAGACACCUCUAGCCAAUGUCUCACUUCCUUAACAAAUUUGAAGGUCGAUUCCUGGAAUUCUAUAGUCGUGCACAUCCUUGUCUCAAAGUUGGACAUUGAAUCUCACAAACUUUGGGAACAAUCAUUAGAAAAUUCCACAAGCAUUCCUACCUAUGAGGACCUUAUAAGUUUUCUAGAGAAACGUUUCCGAACUAUGGAAAUGGUCAACAUUUCACAACCUCCACAACGACAUACUCCAAAAACUGUUCAACAAUCACCGAGAGCAACAACUGCCAAAAGUUUUGCUACUGAAGUUGAAAACACUUGUACUUUUUGCUCACAGAACCACUAUAUUUGCCACUGCAAAGGUUUUGCCUCACUCCCCGUUCCUGAACGUCAAGAUUUUGUUAAGAAAAACAACAUAUGCUUUAACUGCCUCGUGAAAGGUCACUCAGUAUUCAACUGUAGACAAAGCACAGUCUGCAAAAAGUGUGGUCGUCGUCAUCAUACGUUAAUUCACUUCACCUCUCCUAAGGAUGACAACGCUGGUGAUACUGCUAAAGAGAGAGAUAGCCCAAAAGGAAAUGGCACUGCUGGACCCAAGACUUCUUGCAACGUCAGUGUGAACCUGAAAGCUGAAACAAAUGAUGAUCUGGUUAUUUUAGCUACUGCUGUAGUUUAUGUAGAUUCAAAGAACAGUGGUACUUACGCAUUGAGAGCUCUUGUUGAUCAGGGUUCACAGGGUUCUUUCAUUUCCGAAGGAGCUGCGCAGUUGUUAAAGCUUAAUCGUAUUCCAGUUAAUGGCAAAAUCUCUGGAAUAUCUAAUUCAUCGGUGGUAACUACAAAGUCCAUGGUCUCACUUACAGUCCACUCCACAAAAGAUAAUGCAUCCACUUUCAAAGUCAAUGCAUAUGUUUUAAGAAAACUCACAUCAUUGUUGCCUUCACGAGAAUUUCCACAAGAUACCUGGCCUUUAUCUAUGCAGUUGGAUCUGGCUGAUCCAAACUUUCACAAGCCAGGGUCUAUUGAUAUCUUGCUCGGUGCUGACGUGCAUGCUUACAUACUUCUGGAAGGCUUACACAAGUCAAAUUCUCUUAUUGCACUCAACUCUCGCCUUGGUUGGUUAAUAUCAGGCAGAGUUUCACAAACUGAUUCAGUAGCGUAUGAACACAAUAUGGUCGUUAUGCAAACGAAGGUUGAGACAGAUCAGUUACUCAGACGAUUCUGGGAGAUAGAAGAGAAUUUACCACACAAGAAACCAAUGACCGAUUUAGAAAUACAAUGUGAAGAACACUUCAAAAACACUCACACUCGCAAUGACGUCGGUCGUUACAUAGUACGCUUACCAUUCAAAGAAGAUCCACCCACAAACCUUGGUGAUGCUAAACCUCUUGCUAUCAGCCGCUUACAACAGAUGGAGAAACGUUUUACACGCAAGCCUGAAUUCAAGGAAAAAUAUCACACAUUUUUGAAGCAGUAUGAAUCACAAGGUCAUAUGAUGAUGGUACCUGAAAAGGAAACAGAAACACAGAAAGUAUAUUACUUACCUCAUCACGCUGUUCUUAGGUCGACGAGUCUAAGCACGAAGCUACGUGUAGUUUUCGACGGAAGUGCUGCACCUGAAAAAGGAAAAUCAUUAAACGAUGAACUUCUAAUUGGUUGUUCUCUUCAACAAGAUAUUAGAGAUUUAAUAACUAGAUGGAGACAACACAAAAUUUGCUUAGUUGCAGAUAUUCGUCAGAUGUAUCGUCGGAUUCUCGUAAAUAAUGAUGACGUUGACUACCAGAGAAUCGUAUGGCGAGAAUCUCCAACACAACCUAUAAAAGAAUAUAGACUACUUACCGUUACGUAUGGUACAUCUUGUGCUCCAUUUUUAGCCAUUCGUACACUUCAUCAACUGGCUGAAGAUGAAAAGAAUGAUUUCCCCACUGAAGCUGAAAUCCUGAAAAACGACGUAUACAUGGAUGAUUUGAUGACGGGCGCAUCCACAGUAGGAGACGUUGUGAAGUUACAAAAGGGCCUGACGGAGCUGAUGGCGGAUUCCCUUUACAUAAGUGUUCCACGAUGGUUUGGAGUUUCAGAUGACACCACUAAGCGGGAGCUGCAUGGAUUUAGCGAUGCUUCGUGUACUGCUUAUGCUGCAGUAGUGUACCUUAGAGUUUUAGGGAAUGAGGGUGAAGUAAAAGUUUACCUUGUUAUUGCAAAAUCUAAAGUUGCCCCAGCAAAACAAAUUUCUGUUCCACGUCUUGAACUCUGUGGUGCAGUGCUAUUGGCAAAAUUGAUCCAACAUGUUAAAACUAUUUUAAAUAUACCCGACGAUGAUGUAUUCACCUGGACGGACUCUACCAUCGUUUUGGCAUGGCUGCGUAAGACACCAAACACAUGGACUACAUUUGUUGCGAAUCGUACAUCAGAAAUUUUGACUCUCACUAAUAGUAAUCAAUGGCACCAUGUUUGUUCUGCGAACAAUCCCGCUGAUUUAGCAUCGCGUGGAACCUUCCCAAAUGAUCUGCAGCAGUCAAAUCUAUGGUGGAGUGGUCCUCAAUUUUUACAUGACACGGAUGGAUUUGAACUUUCCCCCGUUGAUAUUCCCUCGACAGAUUUAGAAAUGAAAGCUACUACCAAAAUAUUGUGUAAUGUUAAUUUUAUCGAAAAGGAUGAUGCAAUUUCUUAUCUAAAACGAUUCUCAACGCUGUCAAAAUUAAUUCGGGUUACUGCCUAUUGUUGUCGUUAUUUUAAUCUACUCAAAGUUAAGAUUACUAAGAAUCCAUUUACUAAAGCUAUUUAUUUGAGUGCUGAUGAACUUGAUGAUGCUCUUAAUCGUUGCAUUAAAUUGUCACAAUCCAUUUCGUUUCGAGAUGAGAUCUCUCUCUUGUCAUCAGAGAAACAAGUUCCGAAAUCGAGCAAAAUAUAUGUACUUCAUCCAUUUAUUGACGACGAUGGUAUUGUUCGGGUUGGUGGUCGACUUGCUAAUGCAGAAAUUUCAAAGGAUAUGAAAAAUCCUAUUAUUUUAAGUGGCGCGUCCCGUGAACUUGAUCUGGCGUUCAAGGAUUCACAAUCUCUGACGGUUACUGAAGUUUCUGAACUUCUUGCUAAUGAUCGCACACAAUGGAAGUUUAUACCACCUCGUGCCCCACAUUUUGGAGGCCAAACUUUUCUCACAUACGAGGAGCUAACUACUCUCUUAUCUCAAGUUGAGGCUUGUGUCAAUUCUCGUCCACUCACACUUAUGAAUUCCACUCUUGACGAACCUCCUUUGACACCUGGUCACUUUCUCAUCAGAGAACCCUUAAUCGGUGUUCCUGAGCCGUCUCUUCUCGAUGUUAAACUCAGUCCGUUAAAUCGAUGGCAUAUAAUUCAACGAAUGGUGCAAAGCUUAUGGAGUCGUUGGCGAAAUGAAUAUCUCACGACCCUGCAACAUCGUUACAAAUGGAACACUAACCAAACUGAUCUCCCUAUUGGAACUGUUGUUUUAGUCAAAGAUGACAUGCUCCCACCAGGAAAAUGGCUUUUGGGACGUAUUAUUCAGAAACACCCAGGAACAGAUGGCAUAACAAGAGUUGUUACAUUAAAAUAUAAGGAUAGUGUUUUUAAGAGACCAAUCGCAAAAUUGUGCCCUCUGCCUCUGGAUGAGCCUGACUCCCUGUAA